UACUGUAUACCCUGUAUACCCCUAUAUAUCCUGUGUACCCAUGUUUACCCUAGUAAUACUGUAUACCCUGUAUACCCCUAUUUAUCCUGUGUACCCAUGUUUACCUUAUUAAUACUGUAUACCUUGUAUGCCCUGGUAUAUCCUGUUUACCCAUGUUUACCCUAGUAAUACGGUAUACCCUGUAUACCCCGAUAUAUCCUGUAAACCGAUUUUUACCCUAGUAAUACUCUAUACCCCGUAUACCCCUAUAUAUCCUGUGUACCCAUGUUUACCCUAGUAAUACUGUAUACCCUCUUUAACCCUUAUUUAUCCUCUGCACCCAUGUUUACCCUAGUAAUACUGUAUACCUUGUAUACCCUUGUGUAUCCUGUUUACCCAUGUUUACCCUAGUAAUACUGUAUACCCUGCAUACCCCUAUAUAUCCUGUGUACCCAUGUUUAUCCUAGAAAUACUGUAACCUUGUAUAUCCUGUAUACCCAUGUUUACCCAAGUAAUACUGUGUACCUUAUAUCCCCCUAUAUAUCCUGUGUACCCAUGUUUACCCUAGUAAUACUCUAUACCUUGUAUACCCUGGUAUAUCCUGUGUACCCAGGCGAUUUAGGUGGAAUGAGAUAUCCAAAUAGGCUUCUUAGUAAGAAUUUGCCCCUCUGUACAUGUAAUUAUCCAUUUUAUAGUGCUUAAAACAGUUUGAAUCACCGGGUUAAUUUUGGCCACUUUAGCUUUGUACUGAUAUAGAGAGGAAUCCAGGACCUUCAGUUUAUGUAGAUGCUACAAAAACAAUUAAUGCUCCAUACUGUCAAGGAAAUGUUACAGGAUUUGGGGAAAAUGGUGGACAACGAUGUGUCGCAAUGAGUCUGUGCGCUUGAAUUAAUUUACAGUAAGAUAACAAAGAUGACUUCAGUUGAUGAUAUAUGACUCAAAUAAUGAUUGUUGGAAUUCAGUUAUAUUCUAGUCUGUCAGUGCUUGCAAGCCAAUCUAUGUUAAUGUUUACAGAAUUGCCAGGAAUGGUUACAGUGUCUGAGCAAUUUUUACUCCUUGAAUAUAGUGAUAGUUAUACUUUUAACAUCCAUCCACUACUGUAUAUGCCACUCACAGGUUACAGCAUUUGAAACACUGAACUACAUCUCAUUCAUUUUAACGGUGGCAAUUAUUGGUGUUGGUAUCUACAGCACUGAGGCUGGGGGAUAUAAUGUAUUUGAUUCUCAUGCUAGAGAUAUGUAUCAUAACAGUCAUAGUGAAGGGACAUGUGUAUUGUUAGAAAUACCAUCCAUGCAUAAAUCAGUACAAUAUUUUCAUACUCUACAUAGGACUGAGGAUAUAUAUGAACUUAAAGGUGUACAUAUUGCCACCUUUGAACCUCAUCUUUUCUCAAGCAAUGUUGAAAAUUGUAGUAUAUCAAAUGUUCAUAGUUACCAAUAUUCCUGUAAACAGUGCUACCCUAUAGCAGUUUAUGCAAUGUGUUACUCUCUUAUUAAAUCCUUGUGGAUACUGGACCUGAGGAACUUUAUUUGCCCUUGUUAGUAACCGGAAUACACUGUACAAAGUGAUGGGUGUGAAAACACAUCGGUCAGUAUCAGUGGAGCUGAGAUAAACCUUACUCUCUGGGCUGUAACCACUUAUGUCCUAUGUUGCAAUUUGGCUCCAAGCAUGUCUGCAUUGAAGAUGUGCAUAAUUUCAAACAUUGUCGUGAAAUGACACUAUUUUUGUUGUGGAUUGGGACAAACUGUAUAAGUUGUGUGGUUCAGCAAACAAGUGGAAUAAAGGAUUUGAGUUCUCUGGUAAGAUAUGAUGACAGUUCUUUAGCUGCAAUAAGGCAUGUUCAAAGUAUCGUACCCUUGGUACGACCACGCCCAAAUAUACGCUCACACAGCGUCUUGUUUUCAAUGGUCUCUAACCGUUUAUUCUGUUCUUACUUACCUUUUCGGAAAUUCCUGUGCACAGAUCUUCUUUUCAGACAUCUCUAAGGGAUUGGAUAUGUUAGAUUACCAUUUAUUAUAUAGACACGAGUGUUUUACAGGAAAAUAUACCACUCGGAAAAUUCAUAAAAACUACAUCCGGGACCCGGGUGGUUUAUUUUCCAUAAUCUCACACGUGAGUUUAUCGAUGACGUAAUUUCGGUAAUUUCCCCCCAUUAUUUAUCGAUGCCUUUUUGUCUAUAUAAUAAAAAGAACAUUACACGGCGGCUUGAAGAUAUGAAUUUCAUUUUCUCGUGGCAAAAACAAUAUUUUACUUACUCGCUGUGCUCGUUCGUAAAAUAUUGUUUUGCCGCUCGAAAAUAAGAUUUAUAUCUUCGCGCCUCCGUGUAAUAUCCUCUAUAUGAUUAUAGACGAACUCCACUUCUUGUUGUGGAACCUGUGCUAUCUGAUUUGAUAUAGUCAGUCUUUUCUGACCAAUAGAACCCAAGCUGUGUGUAUAGGUAAUACCUUGCCUGAGUGGAAACAAACCCAUGGUGACAUACCCCAAGGAACUAAGAUGGGCGUGACCCUGUUCUCAAUUAUGAUAACUAGACUACAGAUAGAUACGUACUGCAGUGUUCAUUAGCAUUUUGAAUUUUGCUUGUUAGAGACACACACAUUUUUUUUUUAUUGAGCAUGAGAUGAACGGUUAAAUCAUAAAGAAAUGGUUAUAAAUUUCAUGAAAUAUCCCAAUAAUAUCAUACAGCCUAUUUGCUUUGGAAACCAUCAGUUAGAGCGGCGUGUUUCGAGAUUUAAAAACUUGGUGUAAAAAUAAGGCUUGAUCUUACAUGGAACUACCACAUUGAUUAUAUUUAAUUGGUAAAGCCGCCAAAUGAUUGUAUUCCUUUAGGGUGCUUAAAAGAGCUGGUGUAGCUGGCAGCAACAUUAUCAAUAUUUAUAAGUGCUCGGUGAGAUCAUCUAUACUUACAUAUGCUAUCCCGGCAUGCAAGAUAUUCCUGAGACCUUAUCUGUUGUUCUUACAAAUAAAGUCAAGACCAAUUCUCGAUAUUUUGUGGGCGUUUUUAAUAAAAUAAUGAUUCUACUCGCGCUUCUUGGAUACUUAAUAAGAUUAUUAUAGCCAACUUGUCGCCAAGCGCCUUGUUGGCUACAACCAUCUCAUCGCAUACGCACACUCGUGAAAUAAUUGUUAAAUUCCAUGUUUACCCAUGUAUAUCUAGUACUAUUAAAUACCCUGUUUUUCUCUGCAAUAUUCCGUUUACCCAUGUAAACUCUAGUAUUCUGUAUACCAUGUAUAUCUAUAUUUCAGCGUACAGUCGGUAUAAUUAAACACAAAAAAUAAUUGAAAUGGAAAGUCGCUAUUUGUAAGAGUAAAUGUUAAACACGGUUGCUGUUUUCAGGGAAAAAAAAAAACAAACAUAAAAGAAUAAAAAAAGAAGAGAGUAGUAGGGGAGGCACCGGUUACGCCGGUUUUUUGCAGAUUUAAUUAACUUUUUGGGCGGUAUAAUUAACGCAGCAUAACAGGUCAGAGCCCCGAUUUUAGUGCGCGUUGGAGGAGGCCUAAUCUCCACAGCAACCACCGCAAAUCGGUUUCCAACAACAACAACAACAUAAGCUUUAUUUGCAUGACUAUAAUUAUGUAGUUACAGUAUUGCAAAAGCUUUAACAUAAAAAAAACAAACAAACAAAAAAACAAAUCAUAACAAUGAUAAUGCAAUGCAAUAAUUACUAUAGUCAAUCAAGUGUCAUCAGCAUGAUUUGAUAACAAAUUAUUACGUAAAUCAUUACAUAAUGAGACAAAUUUCAACAAAUGUGAAUUUACGGAAAAAUUCUGUGAAUUCAUCAAUUUAAUUAUUAAUUCUGUGUAAGAUAGCUGAUUAAAGUCGACAAUAACAGACAAGCGUUACUUUCGUAAUUAGUUUUAAGCAUUCUUUCAGACACCUUUGGAGAGCGCCGGACACAUUGCCUGUCAAGGAACUUUGUACUUCUGAUUAAACGAACCAGACAUCUCAAGGAAACGCGAAAUUUGAUCAGACUAUUUGGGUAUUAUAAAUUCAUUUCACGGUCGAUUGAAAAUUUCGAAGUCGAUCUUCGCGGCUCGCUUCGCAAUUGAUAACUACAGUUUUCUCGCCGCAUUUGGAUUCAAAUAGGCUUGAUAUGCUUUCAAUGGUUUUUUAAGCGCUUUCUUUUAAGAAAGUAGUGCUCCGAUGACUUAUUUAACUUCUUUCAAGAGUAGUAUGCCGUGUCAACAUUGGUGACCUUCGAAGCGAAAACGGCGAGUCGGCGUAUCAAGUUUUUACUGUGGAGCCACAAGUAGGAAUACACUCUCUGCUGGCAAAUCUUUCUCCGGUUUGGAAGGAACUCUGCGUGGGAAAGACCCUGAUUUAAGAAAUUUUUAAAUCUUCUCUAUUUGAACGUUUGAGAAAAGCCGUCAACAAUGCACAUUUUAUAGUCGCCGGUGUAAACGAAUGCGAGAGCUCGAGCUCCACUUCGCAUCUCCUUGAGGAACAGCAAGACCGAUUAUCUGAUUCAAUGGACGACCUUUUUGAUCAAACGGCGAAGGAUUCAAGUCUUUUUUCUCUGGCUUAAGACGAUGUAAGUGUCGAUGCUCCUCCAGUGACAAAUCACUCUCCAAAAAGCCCGCCAAGCACUGUCGAAAUCCCGACAAAAUCUUAUUCGCUGGCAGGAGCCCAAGACGCUGGAUUACUCCAGAUAUUCUAGCUUCCACUUCAACAUCUUCGUGUUCGCUUGGGCGAUCUGUAUAAUCAACGUCACAGAUACAGUUGGUUUCUAUAUCAGUCAUUUUAGCCUCCUUGAAAUGUCAAUCAUAAUCCAAACAUUAUUAUUUCAGGUUACCUUUGUAUUGUUACUUGUUUUUUACUUAAUAGGCCAAAUUAUAGGGCUACCCUCUCCCUCAGAGCUUACAGACGGCGCGCCCAAGAUUCUGAGGUGAAGGUAGUCUCUCUUUUGAAAUGUCGGUCAUAAUCCAAAUAAUCUUUGUAGGGGAUUUUUGUAGUGUCAUUUGUUUCUGAAAGAGGCCAAAUUAUGGGGCUUCCCUCUCCCUCAGAGCUUACAGGCGGCGCGCCCAAGAUUCUGAGGUGAUGGUAAUCUCUCUUUUAAAAUGUCGUUCAUUUAUCCAAAUUAAUAUUGUAGGUAAUUUUUGUAGUGUCAUUUAUUUUUCAAAUAGGCCAAAUUAAUUAUGGGGCUAGCUACCCUCUCCCUCAGAGCUUACAGGCGGCGCGCCCAAGUUUCUGAGGUGAAGGUAGUCUCUCUUUUAAAAUGUCGAUCAUUUAUCCAAAUUAUUAUUGUAGGUUAUUUUUGUACUGUCAUUUGUUUCUGAAAUAGGACAAAUUAUGGGGCUACCCUCUCCCUCAGAGCUUACAGGCGGCGCGCCCAAGAUUCUGAGGUGAUGGUAGUCUCUCUUUUGAAAUGUCGGUCAUUUAUCCAAAUUAUUAUUGUAGCUUAUUUUUGUAUUGUCAUUUGUUUCUGAAAGAGGCCAAAUUAUGGAGCUACCCUCUCCCUCAGAGCUGACAGACGGCGCGCCCAAGAUUCUGAGGUGAUGGUAGUCUCCCUUUUGAAAUUAUAAUUGUAGGUUAUUUUUGUAGUGUCAUUUGUUUUUGAAAUAGGCCAAAUUAUGGGGCUACCCUCUCCCUUAGAGUUUACAGGCGGUGCGCCCAAGAUUCUGAGGUGAAAGUUGUCUCUCUUUUAAACUGUCAGUCGUCAACCAUAGUAUUAUUGAAUUUUCAUUUUCCAGAGUUCAUAGUGGUACCUUCUUUAUAGUUUUACGUGAUUUGUGGCAAAGACAAGACUGGGCUAACAAAUUUAUUCUGCUUUAUGCGUGGUGCGACAAUCACCGUGGCUGGCUGGCCUCCAAAGUUCCUUUAUAAUUUGAACGCUUCUCAGGAGUUCCUUCACUGCUUGUAAUCCAGAAUUGGCGUUUCUCAGCAGCUUGAAGCUCUUGCAUUGCAUCAGUUGUUCCUUGGACGGCGACCUUUUCUUGUCCCGAGUACAAUAUCGAUUCUCGAUUCUCGACUCUUGAUUACCGUAUCUUGCUCGAGCAAGGUUUCGGCAACGGGACCAGUACUAAGACGAUUGUAGGAAAACUGUUAGGUAAAAGAAGAGUGAAAUGGUGGCUUCGGCGCGUUACCUGUCUGAUGCUCGGUAUAUCACUGCCAAACUGCGCAACAGAAUGCGCGAAAAACCCCUCCGGUACUUGAAAAAAAAAAGAAAAAAAACCUGAGCAAUGUAAUUUAGUAACUUAUUCGUGGUGUUCAGCUCCCGGUUUAUUCAGCUUAUUGCCAGUUGUAGGCAAAGUUCACGCGCACAUUAUCGCACUCUAACUGGGUCGAUUGUGAGGAAACUCUUAUGUCAGUCAUUGACUAAAAACCCCCGCGCGUUAAGGCUUUGUGCGACGGACGUCCCUUAGAAAUAUAAAAUGCCCACACUAAUCGCCAAUUCUACUUGCAAAGUGUUGCUGAUUGAGUUGUGUAAUGUAUUCUAGAGUGUAAAUUUUGUACUAACCUCGCAGACAAGGAUGCAAUGAGACAUUUAUUUGCGUAGUUAGGCCUACUAUCCAUUGGGCAAGCAUCCCUUUUAUUUUCUUUCAAUAGCCUGUCCAUGCACUAACCUUUGGGUACAGAAACUAGCUGCCUCUCGCUGUACCAAAACUUAAUAGUUUUGGCGUUCAAUGUUCUUAACGGGUGCUCACAAAACACCGGGACUGCAUCGUGCUUCUUUGGCGCUUUGGUACCCUGCGAGCUUUGGUUCAUCGCGUUUUGAAAGAUGGAAAUUUUGAUAUUCCCGCGUAAAAGAAGACCGAUAAAACGUGUCUUUCAUUGACUACAGUGAAACGCCCGGAAAUGAAGGAUGUUUUGAAAGAAACGGGAAAACUGAUAAAAGUAAAUAUUUGUUUUGAUAGGUGAAAUUAAUGAGAAAUAACCAUAAACUAGUUUUGUUUUCUUGUUUGUUAAAAGCGGUUUGUCUGGUACCAGAUUUGCACAAUUACUUUCAAUAAAACAUGGAUCAGGUUUUGUUAAUUAUGACAGAAUGUGAUUAAAAAGCAUUAUGUUGACAGCUGCAAGUCACAUGUUUGCCUUAAGCUGCGAGUAUCCCGCCAUGUUUUAAACAAAGGGCCUCUGACCAAGCCGGCAUUCUAAUCCGCCACAAAUAUGUGAAGCACGCGUCUUUCAAAGUCGCCUAGUACUUAAAAUCGGGGCUCUGCCCUCUUAUGCGACGUCAUGCAGCUCAUUAAGAUGGGAUGAUGUCAUCGUUUAAAAUUAAUGCCGAUGACGUCAUGCACCAUUAAGAUAGGAUGAUGUCAUAGUUUAUUUUUAGCUGGCAAGGAGCAAGUGACGUCAGAAUACCCUAGGGCUUGACGUAAUAAGAAAUUGUUAAGAUCAUAAUCUAUAAAUAGAAAAGUGAUUUUUUGAUAUAAUCAGCAAUUUGCUAUAGUCUUCUGAUUGGCAAAUUUUAACCAUGCUAUCUUUGCAGAUUAUACUAACUGAAAAAUCUUUAAUUAUUAAAUUAUUUUCAUUAAAUAUCAGUUAUAAACAAAACCAAGACACAGAGGUUAACUGAGAAAUCGUUACUUCAAAAGUAGGAAAAAGGAGGUUAUGCGAAUGCGAAAUCGUACUAAUUCUUCGGGCAAAAAGGGAAAAUGAGGUCGAAGCGCAGCGAAGCGAAAAACUGCCUUUUAAGCAAAAACAAAAGCAGAGCAAAAUACUGUGUCUUCGCUGUAUGUGGUCUAACUGAUGAACAUCCGCGAGAUGGUUAGCUAAUCUGACAAGGUACUUCGCCCCGCACGAUAAAAUCGGACAGUUUCUGCAAACUCUCUUGUAAACCAUGUUCAAAAAACGCUUGACAGUUCGAUGGCUGAACACAAAUGUCAGGUUAUACAGAGUAUUACAAAGGCCAAACACAGGUCAAAAAGGCCAUAACCAGGCCUGAAAGGCCAAAACCAGGCCAAAAGGGACAAAAGGAGACAAACGGGCCAUUUAUAGUCAUGUGUCUUUAUUUUCUCAAACACAUGGGCGGGUGUCGCGCGUCGCUAGUCACGCAGCAGCUCUCAACAUCGGAAUCAUCAUCUUUAUUCAGUGUAAUCACAAAUAACAAUGCCUAAUUAAAAGAGUUUUCACUGUUUUGAAUUAAUUUUGAAUUAGUAAUUGGUAUGUUUUUAUUGAAAUGAAACAAUACAAAGGUCCAGCAAAUAAAAAAUUCUGUACCAUUCAUAGCUGGUCUAGUCUUGAUCUUCGUUUGGCCCUUUUUUAGCCUUGCUUUGGCCCGUCUGAUAUUCUAAAUGACUGGUCGAUGUAAGAUCGAUUAUUAUUAUCAAGAAGAACGCUUAGUAACCCCGCCCUCACCAAUUUUCUAUAAAAGAGACGCGUUACUUUCUGGUGUUUAGUUUCCUAUCAGAACGCAUGCGGUUCAAACCAAAAGAUGUGGAACAGUAACCUCCAUUACAAACUUAUUCAAAAAGGUGCUGGAAAAUAUGAAGACAGCGAAGAAAGCGAAGAAAGCGAAGUCUCUAGCCAAGGAACAGAGUCUUCCCAAGAAGAAACGGAAAGCUUGGAGCAUUGGUCACGCAUAUUUGAUGACGCCAAGAAACGCCAUGGGACCCAGAUCAACUCAAUCCCAUUGAUCAAUGAGUACGAAGGGAACGAAGAUUCAGAAAAUGUGGCCCGCGUGAAAGCCGAGAACGCUCUUCUUCCUGUUUACAGAAAAGAGUCGAGAAAAGUACUCUUAAAGAAUCUACAGUGGAUGCGUGCAAUGAAACAGGAUCCCAACUUAAAAAAAGUGAUGGAAACUCAAAAAGAGCUUAAAGACACAGGGUGGAAUCGACAGAACUUGCUAUAGAUAAGCGAAAAUUCUUACUCAAGCGAUUGUACGAAAAGCAGCCCAUUCCAAAAGAUCAAGACUAGACCUACUAUGAAUGUUACAGAAUUUUUUUAUUCCCUGGACCUUUGUAUUGUUGCAUUUCAACAAAAACUGUAAACAACCAAACUUUAAGUGUGUUUCAUUGAUGACUUGAUCAUAAUAACAAUAAAAGUAAACUUGUGCAAUAAAUGACAAAUCUGAAAUUCGAAAUACCAGUCAAUUAAAGGAAGAACAAAACUUUUUAAUUAGGCACUGUUAUUUGUGAUUACAAUUAAUAAAGAUGAUGAUUCUAAUAUUGAAAGCUGUUGUGUGACUAGCGACGCGCCACACCCACGCGUGUGUAUGAGAAAAAAAAGACACAUGACUGAAAAUGGCCCGUUUGUCUCCUUUUGUCCCUUUUGGCCUGGUUUUGGCCUUUCAGGCCUCGUUAUGGCCUUUCUGGCCUGUGUUUGGCCUUUCUAAUACUCUGUAUAACCUGACUAUUUGCGAAAUAGAAGUCAUUUGUGUUCAGCCAUCGAACUGUCAACAGUUUUUUGAACAUGGUUUACAAGAGAGUUUGCAGAAACUGUCCGAUUUCAUCGUGCGGGGCGAAGUACCUUUUGUCAGAUUAGCUAACCAUCUCGCGGAUGUUCAUCAGUUCUAAAUGUCGCGGGUCGCGACUCGCGGGUAGAGGUCGCCGGUGCGGGGAAAGGUUGCGGGUAAAAAUAAAUCACCAAAUUUAACCAAAAGAUAAAAUAAACAACAAAACACAAAUUUCUUUUUUUUAAUUUUCUAACGAAGACUAGUCAGCAGCGCACACGUUUCGUCUCUUACUGAGACUUCUUCAGGGAAUGAAUACAACUAACAAAGAACUGCAUAUAAAACACGUUGUCCGCGAAGUAAAAAUUCCGAUAGAAGUGAAUAAUAACUUAACUAGCUGUAAACGGACGUUACAAGAAACCCCUUAAUACAUAUGUUUUUGCGUGUUGUCAUAUUUCGGGGGCCAUGCGAUCAGCGCUAAUCGUAUGGCCCCCCAAAACUCAACGGAACUAUCGGACUCCAUCAGGAUAAAGAAUCGAUCGAUCGAAGUAAACCUUGAAAUGUUCUUGCUUUUUGUCACUCUGUGAAAUCAGAACUAUGAAUGAAAGUUUUACCCACCUGCACAGGGAUUGUUGCCGUGAUCAAGCUGCCAGUAACGUGGGAAAAUUAUAUUUACCACGAUGGCAAAUUCUUUCGUGCGACCGCGCCAAAAUUGAGCACGAACGACGAAUGACAACUAUCGAUUCAUACUUUUUGCUGAGGAAUUAAGUACACGCAAGUCGAGUGUAGCUAAAUGUCGUGGGUCGUGGGUAGUGGGUAGAGGUCGUGGGUCGUGGGUGUGGGUCGCCGGUCGUGGGUGUGGGUGUGGGUAAAUGUCGUGGGUAAAAAACGUAUAGAAAAAAAUGACAAAGUAAAGUAAUUGAAAAAAAGAAAUAAAUAGAAACAAGUUGUGAAAUAUUUAUGAAAUGAAAAUCUCAAGCUCCUUGAUUGCCUUUUUCGUCACGGCCUCUUCUUCGUUCUCUUCCUGACAUUUCCUAAGCUACGUGGGACUUGGCUCCCCUUUCACAACAUCACUGUAUAAAAGACAUGUUGUCGAUGAAGAUUUAUCCAUACCUGAGCAGUCGCAGCGAAAUAAACGAAACAGACGUAAAUUAUACCUGCAAUUGGCAGAAAGUAUGGGACAGCUCUGACUCCCUGAAUGGAAAUGGCUGCUCACUAUUCAUCUUUAUUCGAUCUACAAUUCCAGUGAUCAGCGGAGAUUUUUUAACAGGAUGGAAUGCGAUCACCGUGAGAAAGGGGAGGGAAAAAGGACAAUUUCGAGGUAAUUCAUAUUUUUGGAUAGAAUUCUUUCUUAAAGAAGUUUUAGGUCUCUUAUCUUACGAAGGAAACACCUUCAUUCCCAACAUUUCAAGUUAAGGCGAGACAGUGUGUAAAUUUUAUUGCCGUACGGAAAUACAAUUUUCGAGAUUCUUUUUUUUUUUGUUUUGUGCACAAACUCUUUACUGUACCGAUUCGAAAAAUCAUUCCUUAAACUGAAAGGACGUUUCAGUCACGAAUGUUGACAUCUUUAAGAAAGAGCAGUUCAGUCUCCAGCGUUUCUCUAGCCUGCUCCAGGUCUACAUAGUGUACAGAGGUUCUUUUAUUUUUCACUUAAUUAAAUGCCUUUUUAGUGCCCGUUCGCUUCUUUGUUUUGCUGACCCCGGGGAAGGGGAAUAGGACUGGUUUGUACUCGGAGAUUUUCGUUUCAUGGAUUUUACAACUUUUUGCUUUUGAAUUUUUGAAUUUUUAUUUUUUUGGAAGACAUUUUUUUACUCACGACAUUUACCCACACCCACGACCCACGACCUCUACCCACUACCCACGACCCACGACAUUUAGCUACACUCACGCAAGUCUCAUAAAAAAUCUAAGCUGUAUUUUCGAUUAACCAAAUUAUGUCUUUCAUAUAUACGUAGGGUAAAAACCACUUCUUUUAAGUGGACAAGUCACAUAAGCUGACACUGUGAACGCUUACACUGAAUAACGAAGGGGUCAAGUAGAGAGAGAAAACAUAGGGGUUGGUCAAAGAUGUAGUUCAAGGGGAGGGGAGAUUGUUUUUAUCUUAGAAGUAGCCACCUUUGUAAGAUUUUGCUGGAGGUCUUAAUCAUUUCUUUUUGUCUAAUUUCUAGGGCCCGUUGUUGGAAAAACAAAAAAAUUUCUAAUUGAAGUAUUAUAUGGUCUUCUUAAAUGUAAUAACUAUUUCUAACUCUUUCACUCGCAACAUGGUAAUGAUCAAAAACCAACUGGCAGAUUACGCAUUUAUGCCCCUAAAAUAGUUUUAUUUGUGUUGGGUUGCAGAAAAAAGAAAAUAAGAAGUAUUAAUUAAAGUAAGUUUUUCAUUCCGAUGGGGUUUCGGUGGGGGGCACUGAAUUUUUACACUCCCUUUUCAAUACACUUCGCUACUACAUAUAGGUAACAUAGAGGUCAGCAGAGGGCCAACUACCUUUGUAAUAUAGCAACUUUAAGUACCCUUAAACCCUUGGGAAUACAAGAUAGGAGAGUGGGUGCAAUCCCCGGAAGGUUUUUUUGAAUCAACCGUCAAGACAAGUCAUCACAGAUCCACACUUGGCGUCGGAGCGGCAGCUCGUGCGCAACACCAGAACCAUAAAAAAACUGAAUGACUUUUGAAAAAGUCAUGCAGUCUGCAAAACAGCUACAUAAAAUGACUACUUCAAGCUAAAUUCAAGCUUUGGAGAGAACGUGAACCUCAAAUACUUGUCUUUUCUCUAUCAAAACUUGAACCUCCCAAACGCAGGUAUCUCGGCUACUUGGUGCAAAUUUAUCAAGCCAAUGUAGUUUUAAGCGUGUGGAUUUUUCUUUAACGACUUUUUCCUUUGUAUCACCCUUAGUUAGGUUUAAAUAACUAGACUCCUCGUUAUGACCGGUGAACCAAAAGAAAAGUAUUGCAAAUCUUCUUUGAAACAUAAUCAAAUUUCCCUUUAUUUUAUUGUUAAAUUUGGUGAUUUAUGUUUACCCGCGAUCCUAACCUGCACCCGCGACCUUUAACCGCACCCGCACCCGCGACCUCUACCCGCGAGUCGCGACCCACGACAUUUAGACAUACUCCACAAAGCGCAAGAAACAAAGAAAGUCGAACUCUUGGCUUAGAGGCCAUAGGAAAAUUGUGUAGACACGGAAGGAAAGUUUUUAAAACGGUAUCUCUCUUGUGGUUUUAUUGCUAGCAAUUAUUAGUCGCGUGUUCAAAUUCAUCCUUGUUAAGUUAUUUAAAAGUGUUUAUAUAAUAAUACGUCAAGGUGCUCCCUUGGGUCUAGCUGUAGGGAUCACCUAAUUUGUAUUGAAGUUUGGGCGUGUGAACUCGCAUAAUUAACUGACUAACGGCGCGAGAAUUUUACAAGACCUUGAGCCCAUCAAGCGCUGAGACUUCAAUAGUUAGGGCCUGUUUACAUGGGGUGGGGGACCCCGGUCUAGUGGGGUUGGUUUCUUUUGUUUUCACGCUCUGGGGAACACAAAACAAAAGAAACCUUCCCACAUAUCAUGUAAACAGGGUCUUAGUCGUUUCCUCGAGAUGGAACGGAGAAAACGCUUUUGUAAUGGUGAUUCAAAAUUGAAAUAGAGAGUUUUCAGCUCCACUUUGUGUAUGUGUGUGUUUGUUUUGUUUAUAUAUGCGAUUUUUAGCGCUAAAUAAGAAGACACGUGUUGCUAGGUGAUCGUAGCUCUUAUUCCAAUUUUUUUUUCAUUAGUUACUCAGUGUUCUCACCAGGAUUUUGCCUUGGGGAGUCCCAGGGCCCCCUCUUCUGAGAAACAGGGGCCCUGUAAGAACAUUAGGGGGACAAAGUUACAAAAAACAUGCGGUACGAAGAACCUGAGCCCGCACUCCAAAUUGUCUGUUACAUGAAGUACCUACCUGAUCCAAUAUGGCAGAAGAGGUGUUUACGAUUCGGAGGAGGAGUUUAGACGUGCGUGGGACCAAUGAAAGUAAAGGCAACAAAAUUAAAGACUUUGACUCAUUUGAUAUCAUGUUUUUUAUUUAUUCAAACAAACAGAAUGCUUUAGUGUUAGGUUGACCAUUAAAACUACUUAAGUCCGUUUGACUCGUAGCUUGCCCCUGCGCCCUAACGGGCGCAUCUUCUUGGUUUUAAUGCGCCAUUUCAGUUUUUCUUGCGGGAAUCCCGCAAGGCCGCGGCCUGGUGAGAACACUGGUUACUAGAAUGGAGUUUAUUCAAGAACCAGAAAGAGUUAGGGUUUACUUUAGAACCACCUGUUGUUUUCUAUAGAAUUUUCAUACCCUGUGCAAGUCAAGUAAACAAAGAUUGACAUUUUUGCUUGAUAGGCAGUUUUUCGCUUCGCUGCGCUUCGACCUCAUUUUCAUGAUUUGCCCGAAAAAAAUUGGUACGAUUUCGCAUUCGCAUAACCUCCUUUUUCCUUCUUUUGAAGUAAAGAUUUUUCAGUUAUCCUCUGUGUCUUGGUUUUGUUUAUAACUGAUUUUUAGUGAAAAUAAUUUAAUGAUUAAAGAUUUUUCAGUUAGUAUAAUCUGCAAAGAUAGCAUCUUCAAAAUGUGCCAAUCAGAAGACUAUAGCAAAUUGCUGAUUAUAUCAAAAAAUCACUUUUCUAUUUAUAGAUUAUGAUCUCAACAAUUUCUGAUGACGUCAAGCCCUAGGGUAUUCUAUUAGUUGCCAGCUAAAAAUAAACUAUGACAUCAUCCUAUCUUCAUGGAAUGCAUGACGUCAUCGGCAUUAAUUUAAACGAUGCCAUCAUCCUAUCUUAAUGAGAUGCAUGACGUCAUCUGCGUUAGUUUAUACCGCUCAAAAAGUAAGUUAAAUCGUAAAAAGCCGGCGUAACCGGUGCCUCCCUCACUACUGGAGAGGAUGAAAAAGAAGAAGAUGAUGAUGAUGAAGUUGUUAUUUACAAAAUCACAUGUCCUGAUUGAACAAAAUUAUAAUUAGCUAUCACGACUUUUGCCUGUCGAUAUAGAGUAUAGAACGAAUCUUCCAGCAAUUCUCCAUUUUAUAAUGGAAUUUAAUUUGAUAAACUAUACUAACAGUUUCCACUUUAUAUUCAAUCAGGUGGAAACACAGACCACAAUGUAUGAUCAACGAAGUUUAUUGGUUAGCAGAUCUAACUGUUGGCUGGCUCCGAGCUGAAGGAAAGACUGAGUGAUCUGAAAGGCGAUUUUGUUUUAAGCAACUGACUACUUUGCCCAUUGCCCAUCAUACCCUAAGGUGAUUUUGGCGCCUUAAAAGAAUAAUAUGACUUUUCCACAAUAGGCCUUUAAAAUUCUUAUUUGGAUUCUUAAUACACUGUAAAUUGUUUCAAAAGCUUUUUUUUUCUAAGUAUAACGGUCGAAGUCAAGAUUGCUCAGUGUUUACCAUAUUUCUGUAGAUGGUACCAUCCGAUACGGUAAUAGAACAAUCAGUCCGAAUUCCCUUGGUUAUCAAGAACUGA
This is a messenger RNA of Porites lobata, 14747 nucleotides long. Lineage: Eukaryota; Metazoa; Cnidaria; Anthozoa; Scleractinia; Poritidae. The record is from the annotation of a GenBank genome assembly.